AUGGUUGAAAAGAACCAGCUCCUGGAAGCGGAUAAGGCCGGCCUUAGCCAAGACAAUGCUCGUUUUUCUUCGAGGCUUGGUGAACUCGAGGCCACUAUCUCUCAACUUCGAAGUGAGCUUAAUUCGGUCAAGGUCGAUGCUGUGAAGAUGGCAGAGAGGCAUCGGGUGCUUGAAUCCAAGAACGCUAAGGACAAAGAGAAGUUGAGGUUAGUUGAGCAGAAAGCCGAGGAUAGGGCCCGGAUUUGUGAUGAGCUCAAAAGUAAAUUCGAGGAGGCAGCCGAGGCCAAUGACAUUCUUAAGGCCGAGCUUGAGUCGGCUACUCAAUUUCAAGGAAUUCUCGACGGAAAGAGAUCAGAAUUAGCGGCUAAAUUGGCCAAAGCUGAGGCCGACUUAGAAGAGUCUCUUAAGGACAUGGAGGCUGCCGAGGCUCGUACCACGAUUGCGGUUGAAUAUGAACGGUGGAAGUCUCGGAGGGUUACCCUUGAACAAGCUCAACAAGGAUUAGGGGACCUCCCGGCUCUGAUACUCGAAGCCAGAACAAUCGAGAAGGAGGCUAAGAAAUACCUCGACCCUGAGUCUGAGGACUCCGAGCGAACAGUUUCCGAGAACUCCGGCUCCAGUCGUACCGGGUAG
This is a messenger RNA of Lycium barbarum (goji berry), 633 nucleotides long. RefSeq lists its product as uncharacterized. The transcript has a single exon. NCBI's taxonomy places the organism in Eukaryota, Viridiplantae, Streptophyta, Magnoliopsida, Solanales, Solanaceae. The coding region runs from base 1 to 633 and encodes 210 amino acids. The record is from RefSeq and is a predicted model, not a curated record.